Messenger RNA from Dermatophagoides pteronyssinus (European house dust mite), 507 nucleotides. RefSeq lists its product as uncharacterized. Gene Ontology annotation, biological process: ceramide biosynthetic process. Gene Ontology annotation, cellular component: endoplasmic reticulum; membrane. The record is from RefSeq and is a predicted model, not a curated record. NCBI's taxonomy places the organism in Eukaryota, Metazoa, Arthropoda, Arachnida, Sarcoptiformes, Pyroglyphidae. Gene Ontology annotation, molecular function: sphingosine N-acyltransferase activity.
AUGCAUUCAUCGUUUUAUAUUUAUUCAACAUAUGCAUUAAUAUUUCAUGAUGAACGUGAUAAAGAUUUGGUAAUAUUUUUGAUACAUCAUUUGAUUGUCAUCUUGAUCAGUACAAUAUCGUAUGCAGUCGGUAAAACAUAUCUUACUUCAGCAGUUGGUUUUCUAUUGGAAUUAAAUGAAAUACUUAUGGCAAUGAAAAUCAUAUUCAAACUACAGUUUCAAUUCAUACAAAAAAAUGGUGAAAAAUUACGUUUAGUAUUUUUGCCGGUAUUCACCAUUACAUUUGUUCAUACUCGUUUAUUUAUUUAUCCAUAUAUUGUAUUGGAAUGUCUACAAUUUUUAAAACAAUCAUUGGGUAAAAGUGAAUGGGAUGCCAUUUAUUUAUCGAUAUAUUUUUUCUAUUUUAUGAUCUAUAUUAUGAAUUUUUAUUGGACAUUGCUUGUAAUUCGUGCGACUGUUUAUGCGUUUCGAAAUGGUUUGGCAAAUUUAGAAGAUAGAAGAGGAUAA